Molecule: messenger RNA, 2333 nt
Organism: Mauremys reevesii (Reeves's turtle)
Lineage: Eukaryota; Metazoa; Chordata; Testudines; Geoemydidae
Gene: SLC35B3
Product: solute carrier family 35 member B3
Exons: 13
Coding region: 41-1462 (473 amino acids)
Biological process (GO): transmembrane transport
Cellular component (GO): endoplasmic reticulum membrane; Golgi membrane
Molecular function (GO): 3'-phosphoadenosine 5'-phosphosulfate transmembrane transporter activity
Source: RefSeq, a predicted model, not a curated record
CGGAUCCCAUCGGCUCGAUGCGCUCGGCGCUCGCACGCAGAUGCCAGCCCCCGCCAUUCGCGGCGCCGCGGGGAGAGCGGCGGCAGGCGGAGGAAGAGGCGAGCAGGGGCGCGAGCAGCUUCCAAACAAAGAACACAAAAAGAGAGAAGAAGAAAAAGGAGAAGAUUCCAUUGACACCGAAUGCAGCGAACUAGGAAACAUGGAUCUGAAAUUCAACUCCUCAAGGAAAUAUAUUUCGAUCAGCAUACCUUCCAAAUCGCAAGCUAUGUCACCUCAUAUCAAAUCAGUAGAUGACAUAAUCGUUCUCGGCGUGAAUCUCAGCAAAUUUAACAAACCCACUCAGUUUUUUAUUUGUGUUUCUGGAGUUUUUAUGUUUUAUCUAAUCUAUGGAUAUUUACAGGAACUGAUAUUUUCAGUGGAGGGUUUUAAGCCCUUUGGUUGGUACCUUACUUUAGUGCAAUUUGGAUUUUAUUCCAUUUUUGGACUAAUAGAACUGCAGCUUAUUCAGGAUAAAAGGAGACGAAUCCCAGGCAAGACCUACAUGAUAAUAGCGUUUCUAACUGUAGGGACUAUGGGUUUAUCAAAUACCUCCCUAGGAUAUCUGAAUUAUCCUACUCAAGUCAUCUUUAAGUGCUGUAAACUGAUUCCUGUUAUGAUAGGAGGAGUCUUUAUACAAGGAAAACGUUAUAAUAUUGCAGAUGUGUCUGCUGCAAUGUGUAUGAGUCUUGGCCUAAUAUGGUUUACUUUAGCUGACAGCACAAUCGCACCAAAUUUCAACUUGACAGGGCUUCAAACUUUGAUAUCAGCAUUACCAAUCUCCAACAGAAAGUGGUCCUCCCAUAUUGGCAUUGUAAUGGCUUCAAGCUACAGACUGAUAAAGUGUGGUCCUUAUAUCCCUUGCUCUCUGUGCAGAUGCAGUUAUAGGAAAUGUGCAGGAAAAAGCUAUGAAGUUACACAAUGGUUCCAAUUCAGAAAUGGACAUCUGCCUUGUUCUAUGCACACACUGGAUGAUGCUUUGGGAAUUGUUCGAGAUUGUGUUCUGUAUUCCUAUUCAAUAGGUUUUGUGUACAUUUUAUUGGGAUUGACGUGCACUAGCGGAUUAAGUCCUGCAGUAACAUUUUGUUCAAAGCAUCCAGUUCAGACUUAUGGUUAUGCAUUCUUUUUUUCCCUGACUGGAUAUUUUGGAAUAUCCUUUGUUCUAGCGUUGAUUAAAAUCUUCGGUGCCCUUCUAGCUGUAACAGUAACAACAGGAAGAAAAGCAAUGACCAUUGUGCUUUCUUUUUUGUUCUUUGCAAAGCCAUUCACAUUCCAGUACGUGUGGUCAGGUUUAUUAGUUGUCCUGGGUAUAUUUCUGAAUGUUUACAGUAAGAAUAUGGAUAAAAUCAAGCUGCCUUCGCUACGAGGUCUUUGGAACAAAACUGUGGAAGAAAGAAAGACAAGGACGUUGUCACAAACUGUGUAGACGGUGGUUUUAUGCCAUGUCUUGAAUCUGACUUAUUUUAUUGGAACAGUCUUCAACUGGUUCACUUUCCACAGGGAACAUUAUUAAAACCAAAGGAGCUGAAGGCAUAUUGUCUGCUUGCAGAUGAUUUGACAUGAACAGUUUUAUGUGAGCCUUCUCUUCAGAGCACUUGAAUUCGUCAUAGGUGUUAUAUACCAUUGUCAGAAGGCAUUAUCAAGCCAAUGAAGGAAAGCAACUCCUGGCAGACUGCUGAAAAACUAUGCUCCAAAUGGGGGGACAGUAGAAUAUUAAUUUGGGCAUUUUUAUCAUAUCAGAUGUGGCUGAUUUGAGAUGAGUGGUUGUUUGUUUUUAUUGUUGGGUGGGGAUUAUUUAAAAGUAAUACUGUAUUAACACUUAAUGGAAGCUAAUCAGUUACUGAUUGACCAAAUUGAAAUUUUAAAGUUGGAAGAGAGAGAAUAAGGUAUGUCAGGAUUUUUCAUUUUAAAUAAAAAUUCAGUUUAAGUUCUUGAUGAGAUUCUCAACAUUGUACAUUUGUUAAUAUAAUUGGCAUUUCUGUUGAAAUCAAAAUCUGAUUAAUGUUUUAAAUUUGAGAUUGAAAGAAUCAUGAUUUUUUUCCAUUUUUCCCCCGUCAUCCAGCUUUUAAAAAUUAUUAAAAAGUGCACAUAGACAUUGCUGUUAAACCCAAUGUGGAAAAAAAAAAAAAGUACCAAGAUCUGUGUCUGCUUGCAAUACUAUCUCACCAACAGAGGAGUUGUUUGCUGCUUACUAUACUGGUAUAAAACAGUGAGUGUAAGUUCUCUAACAGCACACAGGUUAAUAUAUUAAACAUUAUUUCUCUUUACUGUCCUCAAAUUAAAGCUUUAACUCCAAA